CGUUCAGGCCGGCUGGCCUUAAAGGGGACGCGGCCCUAGUGGCUGCUCGCGGGGUGGCCCCCGCUCCGGCUCCGCCCCGUUUCCCGCACCUCGACCCUCCCCCCCACUUCGUCCCGCAGCCCAGUGGCCGCGCCGCCGAGUUGGGCUCCCCUGUUCCAGACUUGUGCAGAGCGGGUGGAGAGGUUGGGCUUUUCAGUGGAAGCAGCAUCCCUGUCGUCUGGGACCUGGCGGAGGGCGUCUCCACUCUGGGGGAAGCAAAGGACCCGCCCUGACCUAGCCUGGCCCAGCCUGGUCCUGCCCGGCCUGAGCGCCCCGCCCAGGAGCUGACUCUGAGGCAGGGGUCACUGGGGUUCCAGAGCGUGGCCGCCAUGGACAAGAUCUUGGAGGCGGUGGUGACGUCAUCAUACCCCGCGAGUGUGAAGCAAGGGCUGGUGCGCCGAGUGCUGGAGGCGGCGCGGCAGCCGCUGGAGCGGGAGCAGUGCCUGGCGCUGCUGGCGCUGGGCACGCGCCUCUACGUGAGCAGCGCCGAUGAGCUGCCCCGCCGCGUGGGCUGCCAGCUGCUGCACGUGGCUGGCCGCCACCACCCAGAAGUCUUCGCCGAAUUUUUCAGCGCACGCCGAGUGCUGCGCCUGCUUCAGGGGGGCGCCGGGCCGCCGGGCGCCCGCGCGCUGGCCUGCGUACAGCUCGGCCUGCAGUUGUUGCCCGAGGGGCCCUCGGCCGAUGAGGUGUUCGCGCUGCUGCGGCGCGAGGUGCUGCGCACCGUGUGCGAGCGCCCGGGGCCCGCGACCUGUGCGCAGGUGGCGCGGCUGCUGGCGCGGCACCCGCGCUGCGUCCCCGACGGCCCUCACCGCCUGCUCUUCUGCCAGCAGCUUGUGCGCUGCCUCGGCCGCUUCCGCUGCCCGGCCGACGGCGAGGAGGGUGCUGUGGAGUUCCUGGAGCAGGCCCAGCAGGUGAGCGGGCUCCUGGCGCAGCUGUGGCGCGCGCAGCCCGCUGCCAUCCUGCCCUGCCUCAAGGAGCUGUUCGCCGUCAUCUCCUGCACAGAGGAGGAGCCACCAUCUAGCGCCCUGGCCAGUGUGGUCCAGCACCUCCCAUUGGAGCUCAUGGAUGGUGUCGUCCGGAACCUCAGCAAUGAUGACAGUGUGACCGACUCCCAGAUGCUGACUGCCAUCAGCAGGAUGAUCGACUGGGUGUCCUGGCCCCUGGGGAAGAACAUUGACAAGUGGAUCAUUGCACUGCUGAAGGGCCUGGCCGCUGUUAAGAAGUUCAGCAUCUUGAUCGAGGUGUCACUCGCCAAAAUUGAGAAGGUUUUCUCCAAGCUUCUGUAUCCCAUUGUCCGGGGAGCCGCCUUGUCUGUCCUCAAGUAUAUGCUCCUGACCUUCCAGCACUCCCAUGAGGCCUUCCACCUGCUCCUCCCUCACAUCCCCCCAAUGGUGGCCUCUCUGGUCAAGGAGGACUCCAACUCGGGGACCAGCUGCCUGGAGCAGCUGGCGGAGCUGGUUCACUGCAUGGUGUUCAGGUUCCCCGGCUUCCCGGAUCUGUAUGAACCCGUCAUGGAGGCCAUCAAGGACCUCCAUGUUCCCAAUGAGGACCGAAUCAAGCAGCUGCUGGGGCAGGAUGCCUGGACCUCGCAGAAGAGUGAGCUGGCUGGCUUCUACCCCCGGCUCAUGGCCAAGUCAGACACUGGCAAGAUUGGUUUAAUCAAUCUGGGCAACACGUGCUAUGUGAACAGCAUCCUUCAGGCCUUGUUCAUGGCUUCCGAUUUCAGACACUGUGUGCUCCGUUUGACUGAGAACAACUCCCAGCCCUUGAUGACCAAGCUGCAGUGGCUCUUCGCCUUCCUGGAGCACAGCCAGCGGCCUGCCAUUUCUCCAGAGAACUUUCUAUCUGCAUCCUGGACACCCUGGUUCAGCCCUGGCACCCAGCAGGACUGCUCGGAGUACCUGAAGUACCUGCUGGAUCGGCUGCACGAAGAGGAGAAAACGGGGACGAGGAUCUGCCAAAAGCUGAAGCAGUCCAGCUCGCCCUCGCCGCCCGAGGAGCCCCCCAGCCCGAGUCCAACCUCGGUGGAGAAGAUGUUCGGGGGCAAGAUUGUGACUCGGAUAUGCUGUCUCCGCUGCCUUAACGUCUCCACCAGGGAGGAGGCCUUCACGGACCUGUCUCUUGCCUUUCCCCCGCCUGAGCGCUGCCGCCGCCGCCGCCUGGGCUCAGUGAUGCUCCCUGCAGAGGACGUCGGCGCCCAGGACCUCCCUUCGCCAUCGCGAGCCCAGGCGCCAAGCAGGGCGGCUCCUCGGAGGCAGAGGAAACACUGCAUCACAGGGGACGUUCCCCCCACCGUCCUUAACAUUGAAGGCCUGGGCCCCCAGGGCCCCGAGGGGCAGAGCAGUCAGGAGGAGGUGGCAAAGGAGGAGGAAGAGGAGGAGGAGAAGGCGGAGAAGGUGGAAAAGGAGGAGAAAGUGGAGAAGGAGGCCGAGAAGGAGAAGGAGGCGGAGAAGGAGAAGGAGGCCGAGAAGGAGGAGGACGGCCUGGGCCCAGGGACCCUCAGAAAUGCUUCUGCCCCAUCUGGGGAGGGUUCCCGCUCGGUCCUGGACCUGGUCAACUACUUCCUGUCGCCCGAGAGGCUGACGGCAGAGAACCGCUACCGCUGCGAGUCGUGCGCCUCCCUGCAGGAUGCCGAGAAGGUGGUGGAGCUGAGCCAGGGGCCGCGCUACCUCAUCCUGACCCUGCUGCGCUUCUCCUUCGACCUGCGCACCAUGCGGCGCCGCAAGAUCCUGGACGACGUCUCCAUCCCCCUGCUGCUGCGGCUGCCGCUGGCCGGGGGCCGGGGCCAGGCCUACGACCUCUGCAGCGUCGUGGUGCACUCCGGGGUGUCCUCGGAGAGCGGCCACUACUACUGCUACGCUCGCGAGGGUGCGGCCCGCCCAGCCCCGAACACGGGAGCGGCUGAUGGGCCCGAGCCCAACAACCAGUGGUACUUGUUCAACGACACCCGGGUGUCCUUCUCCUCCUUUGAGUCUGUCAGCAAUGUCACCUCCUUCUUCCCCAAGGACACCGCCUAUGUGCUCUUUUAUCGGCAGCGGCCCCGGGAGGGGCCUGAGGCUGAGCCCGGCUCUCCCCGAGCCCGGGCAGAGCCCACCCUCCACAAAGACUUGAUGGAAGCCAUUUCCAAAGACAACAUCCUUUUCCUGCAGCUUCCGGCCCCAUCCCCAUCUGUAUUUCCAGGAGCAGGAGAAGGAGGCGCGGAGCAGGGCGGCCUACAUCUCUGCACUCCCCACAUCUCCACACUGGGGGAGGGGCUUUGACGAAGACAAAGAUGAGGAUGAAGGCCCUCCGGGGGGCUGCAGCCCUGCAGGUGGCAGCGGUGGUGACUUCCACAGACUGGUCUUCUAAUGGGAACCCUCAUCCCCUGGCCUGCUAAGCACUUGUGAGGGUGCCACAGGCAACCUCAGUGGGGGGGACCCAGGUCCCGGGCAGAGGUGCUCGGCCAGGUGGGGUCUGAGGGAGGCUGCGCAGGUCCAGUCCUGAAGGCAGGCCCUUCCGAGGGCCAGAGAGAUGGAGCAGGGGGGGCUCCUGGGCCCCUGCCCUCAGCCCAAAGGGCACACGGAGAUUCACUCAGAUACGGAGGUGAGACCCAAGCCCCUUAAACCGGGCCUCAGGCCCCGACACUGGGAUCAGCCCCGUUAAGACUGACUGACACCCAAGUGUCCUGGUCAGCUUGAAGCAGCUGAGAUGGACACUCUCUGGGCCUUGUCCCCUACCCGCUGCAGGCUAUCCCACAGGGCUGAACGUCACAGCGCUGGUGUUUGUUUUGCCAUCAAGUAGCAGUUCCUUCCCAGCUCCUUUCAGACAAUCUUGUUUCUCUGUGGUCUACAAAGCAGAGGCAGAGCCAAGCCCUCGCACAAAGAAGGCGGCUGUGUGUCACCCCUCUGGCCGCCUUCUGGUUUCUCUGAGGGGCCUGAGGCAACAUCUGUGGGUGCCUACACUGUUUGUUUGUACUUUUCCUGAGAGGAGUGUAGGUGGGAAGCAGCCUGGCACAGGACCAGAGACUGUCCUCCCAACAUCAAGCAACAACGCACAGAGGGGAGGACAGCCUCUUGAGCCUCUCUCCUGCCUCAGUGCCUGAGAUGCCACCAUUUGCAUCCCCCUUCUGGUUAAGAGAGAGCGCGUCCUGAGGUUCCUGCAAGUACGUUUGUGUUUCUCACGACAUUUGUCCUGAGGGAAGCUGGCUGGCUCAGCGCCUCAGCAGUUGGCCGUCAUCAUGGGGCCGGUCUGGUGAGGAGCAGAUAUUGACCUCAUUGUGCCCUGACCCUGCUGUACCCCUUCUAAAUGGAGAGAAGAGAACCAGGGUCUCAAACAGGAAUAAAAACAGGUUCUCUGAAGCCUUUAAAGCAGUCGUUCUUCCCGCCUCAGUCACUGGCUGUGAGGUAGGCUCUAACCCUUGGUUUCUUGCUGUGUCUGGACAGGAAGGAGGGGACACCACCCCCUGCCCCGCUGACUUGUGUGCUGCCCCGGGGAAGGCAAGCAUGCCCGACACUGAAGUGCUGUGUAACUCAAUCAACAGUGAGGACUGGUGGUGGGGAUGUGCCCAGAUAGAUAGGGGUGGAGGGGUGGGUGCACAGGCUGGGAGCCACCCUAACAGGAUACUGUUAAGGGACUCUGUCAGGUGGGGCUGGAGCUCCUCCAGACCCCAGGAACUCUGGGCUGCUCAGAGACUGCUGCUGCUACCACAUUCCUCCCUUCUUACCUCUGAGAAUCUGGGGUGGGCUGGGCUCAGGCAGGGAGGAAAGUAGGCGGCAGCCCUCAGGUUCCAGCCAUCUUGGAGCUUGGGACUGCAGUGGCCUGGCCGGGGGCUUCAGGGGCUGCAGGUGGAGGAGUUUUGGCCCAAAAGCCAUAGACCCUUGAGACCUCAGGGACCAGCGAAAGUGGGCCGACAGUCGUCUGUCAGAGACAGAGUCAUGCUCAGAAUUCAUCUCUUUGGUCCAUUGAGCCUCCUAAGAAAGAUGAAUUGGCAGAUGUUACUACACUUUCCAUUUCACGCACCAGGAGUACAAUUUCCGAGGUAAGGAAGAUUCUCAGCCAAGAAAGGUACCCAGUUAGUUCCUGU
Globicephala melas (long-finned pilot whale) is the source of this 5101-nucleotide messenger RNA. RefSeq names its product ubiquitin specific peptidase 35 (gene USP35). Gene Ontology annotation, biological process: protein deubiquitination. Lineage: Eukaryota; Metazoa; Chordata; Mammalia; Artiodactyla; Delphinidae. Gene Ontology annotation, cellular component: nucleus; cytosol. The record is from RefSeq and is a predicted model, not a curated record. Gene Ontology annotation, molecular function: cysteine-type deubiquitinase activity.